Molecule: messenger RNA, 881 nt
Organism: Musa acuminata subsp. malaccensis (wild Malaysian banana)
Lineage: Eukaryota; Viridiplantae; Streptophyta; Magnoliopsida; Zingiberales; Musaceae
Source: RefSeq, a predicted model, not a curated record
AUGGUUGGAGCCCACCAACUAAAUCGUGAUGCAUUUCUCGAGGGCUUCGUCUCGUCUUUAGCACGGCAAGCUCUGCCUACUAAGUUGAGGGCAUGGCGCUCAAGGGCGACAGAGGACCGAGCAUAUGGGUUGCAUUCGUUUCUUCACCCUCUAACAUAUGGAUACUAUCCAAAAUCAAUUCGAGAAAUUGUCAAGGACAGGCUUCCUAAAUUCACCGCUGAUCAAGUGAAGAUGGUGAAAGGUUCUUAUGAUUAUGUUGGUGUCAACCAAUACACGUCUUACUACAUGAAGGAUAAUGGAGUCACCAAUCCCAAACCUGUCAGCUACCAAGACGACUGGCACGUCGAAUUCAAAUUUGACCGAGAUGGUGUCCCGAUUGGUCCACAGGCCUACUCCGGCUGGCUCUACAUAGUUCCAUGGGGAAUGUACAAAGCUGUGACCUACGUGAAGGUAAAUUAUGGUGAUCCAGUCAUCAUCCUCGCAGAAAAUGGAAUGGAUCAGCCAGGCAAUGUCACUCUACCAGAAGGUUUGCGCGACACUAAGAGGAUCAACUUCUACAAGAGCUACAUCACCGAGCUGAAGAGGGCGAUGGAUGAUGGUGCGACGGUGAUCGGAUACUUUGCAUGGUCUCUCCUUGAUAACUUCGAGUGGAGGUUGGGUUACACUUCGAGGUUUGGUCUGGUUUACGUGGACUUUAAGACGAACAUGCGAUACCCAAAGGAAUCGGCCUACUGGUUCAAGAACAUGCUGAAGAGGAAGAAGAAUAAUUGAUGUUAGAGAAAUCGAUUUCGAUGUUGCUUUUGAUUUCAUAAUCAAUCAGGUUGUAAUUAUCCUCUGGUUGGAGACUUUUAUUAGAGUUAUGACGUUUUCAUAUGCGUUGG